Messenger RNA from Protopolystoma xenopodis, 297 nucleotides. NCBI's taxonomy places the organism in Eukaryota, Metazoa, Platyhelminthes, Monogenea, Polystomatidea, Polystomatidae. The record is from the annotation of a GenBank genome assembly.
AUGGCCAGACUUACCCCCCCGACACACCCGCCCCCCUCGACGGGGUACGCGACCUGCAGCAGACGCGCAAGUGGCGCCCGACGACACAGUCGACCUGUAGCCCAGCCUUCACUUGGCUCUCCGCUCUCACCUCACACACCCAAACACUCCCAACCUGGAACUCAAGCCGCUCGGACACGUCGGCUGGGCUCGACUACGCAUGUGCCCGCCUCGGGCGCCGGAGCCAAGAUUAGCCGGCCUCAGAUCAUACUAACAGCGGGCCUACCAACUGGGCCGUUCAUUAAAAGACUCUCUUAG